This is a messenger RNA of Adineta steineri, 246 nucleotides long. Lineage: Eukaryota; Metazoa; Rotifera; Eurotatoria; Adinetida; Adinetidae. The record is from the annotation of a GenBank genome assembly.
AUGUUGGAACGUACAAACAAUACUCUAACGGCUAAUGAACUUCGAAAUGACCGAGAUAUGAUGAUGUCUAAGGAUACACCUUUUGUCGAUGAUCCUACGCCACAAGAUGGUUUGCCUGUAAUUGAUCGAACAUCACGUAGUAUAUCUCGACGAAAAGUAACUGUUAUUGUUUCUGUAGCAAUUUUCAUUGGUGUAGUAAUUCUUGUUGUUUUAAUACCUGCAUUAGGGCUUCAUAAAAGCGAUUAA